AUGCCUAUCUUCGGGUGCUUUGCGCUCAGUGCGCUAUGCGGACCGACGAAUGCGCAACUCGAUAUCAGCCAUGCGCACGUAUCCGGUGCGUUUAAAGCACCAAGAAAAGCACGCACGCCGGACGAGGAGUUCUUCGUGACGUUCGGGUGGCCCGCUGGCCUACCAUUUGAAGUCCACCAGCACCAAAUCGAGCACAUAAGAUCGUGUGCAGUCGAGUUGUACGACGUUACGCUGCGGGAAUUGGGAGGUGCUGUAGACUGGAGGUACAUUAAUAAAAUCCGCAGGUUCGCCGAGGACUGGGCCCAGCUGAAUCGCAUGCAGGCUUAUCUGAGAGAACGGGAUAUAAAAGGAGAGGUCACUGAGCAACAUACGCAUCUCUAUGGUUUCGGCAAGGAUUUUCAGGAACUGAUUGAUUUGGGUGCGUGGAACGCAAGGUACGAACGUGCGAGGGCCUUAGAUCUCGCUGCGCUCGAGGUGACGCUGGGUAUCAUUUGCAAGACGCCGGAGGAUUUGGAUGUGCUGAAAAGGGAGGAUAAACUGCUUGUUCAAUGGUUUAUGCAGCAUUUACAAAGGAAAAUUGCCACUACCCCGGGGCACCUCACCGAGCCUUACCUCUCUGCCAUGCUGGGUAUCCACAGACGGACCCGAUACCUCCCACCUCUCAGCGACCUAGCGCACGAAAUUUCCAAGCGAGAUACGUUCCCAUUCAUGCGAGGUGGCCAGAGCGAUAUCUGGCGUGGAACAUGGCUCGGUCUUCCGGUCGCUUUAAAGCUAGUACGAACUAUUACGCGAAGAAGCGGAGCAACCGUGCGAGGAAUCAGCCUCGACCCGGAAUCCAAAGAUGACCAAGACGACAAUGACACUGUAUGCCCAGGAGGAGACGCUGUACGUGCAUUCAAGCGGGAAGCUGAAAUCUGGCGGCAGCUGAUGCACGACAACGUGCAUCCGUUCCUUGGCGUAUGGGUCAACAUGGAUGACGUGUACCUUGUUAGUCCGUUUAUGGAACGUGGGGAUGCCGCAGAGUGGGUCCGGACCAGGAACGACGUCGAUCGUCUAAAGCUUCUAUUGGAGAUUGCGCGGGGGAUAGAGUAUUUGCAUUUACGUUCGCCGGCGGUGAUCCAUGGUGAUCUGCGGUUGGUGCUCGAGGGGCUGACGCUCACGCCUGUAAGUCAGCAAUUGGGGGUAGCAGGGGCAACACGCUGGAUGGCGCGUGAACUAUUAUUACCCACACCGCUCCCUGCCUUGCCCGAUUCAGACUCGAGCUCGCGAGUCGAGGAGGCAGAGUCGGACGCAACGGUGACGCGCGAGACGGAUAUUUGGUCAUGGGGAAUGACGGCGCUCGAGGCCAUGACGGCGCAACCGCCGUAUUCGCACCGACGGCGAGACACGCAAGUGAUGCUGGAUAUCAUUGGUGGAGUACUGCCGACUCGACCCCGGACCGGGUUCUUGUCCGAGCCAAAAGGGGAUGCGCUCUGGGCACUGAUGGAACGGUGUUGGAAGGCGGACCCUCGAGAACGACCGAGUUCGUCAGAGAUUGUGGCCGAGAUGUGGAAGCUGCAAGGCCGGGGAUAG
Molecule: messenger RNA, 1572 nt
Organism: Rhizoctonia solani
Lineage: Eukaryota; Fungi; Basidiomycota; Agaricomycetes; Cantharellales; Ceratobasidiaceae
Product: Tyrosine-protein kinase Tec
Exons: 7
Coding region: 1-1572 (523 amino acids)
Biological process (GO): protein phosphorylation
Molecular function (GO): ATP binding; protein kinase activity
Source: RefSeq, a predicted model, not a curated record